Messenger RNA from Prionailurus viverrinus (fishing cat), 3383 nucleotides. It is a transcript of the gene HASPIN, whose product is annotated as histone H3 associated protein kinase. Gene Ontology annotation, biological process: mitotic cell cycle; protein phosphorylation; intracellular signal transduction. Lineage: Eukaryota; Metazoa; Chordata; Mammalia; Carnivora; Felidae. The record is from RefSeq and is a predicted model, not a curated record. The transcript has a single exon. The coding region runs from base 209 to 2557 and encodes 782 amino acids. Gene Ontology annotation, molecular function: ATP binding; histone H3T3 kinase activity. Gene Ontology annotation, cellular component: nucleus; cytoplasm.
AGUGUGGUCCUGAAACGAGAGCCAUUCCACAGCGGAUAUGAGGACGCCAAACUAUCAGUUAUCCGCCCUCUCCCAGCCCCGGCGACACCCAUCGUGAUGCGCAUGCGCAUGGCCGGACGCUAGGACCCAGCAGUCCUAGCUGGCGGGCGCUUCUGCCUUGAGGAAGUCUCGCGGUGUUUGCAUUUGAACCUCUGGGCGGGUGCCGACGAUGGCGGCGUCGCUCCCGCGACCUGGGAAUCGGCUCUUCCGAACGUAUGGGGCUGCGGGCGGCGGGGGGCCGCGGCGGCGACCCGGCAGGGCAGCGGCGCAGUGGUUCCCGCCGAAAGACCGGAAGCGUUUAUUCAGCAGCAGCAGUAGCAGCGACGCCAGCAGCGGCGGCCCCUCGCGCUCUAUCGCUUCCGACGAUCCCGACGACCCAGACUUCCUCGGCUUUCCGGUGGGUCGACGGCGGAGGGGCCCUGGCGGUCGAGUCUCCGAGGACCGGCCGAGUCUGAUCGCGACCCCAAGACGCCUGAGGCUGCGAGCUCGGCCUCCGCAGAACUGCAGCACCCCCUGCGGGCCGCUCGAACCGCCGCCCUUCUCUAACGGCAACCCGUGCCUACUGAGCCCGGACCUCAGUGCGUGCAGCCGGCCCGGGGACGGCGGCGAGCUGGGCACCAGUGCCUCCCUGUUCAGCAGUCUGGCCUCUCCUGGCCCCGGCCUCCCAGCGCCAGGAGACAGUGUCCUCGGGACCGGCCCCGCCGCCUCUUUGGAUGCAACCUCUGAAGUUCCGAGUGGCUUGCACCUCCCAGCAGCCUCCCUGGACCCAGCAUCCCUCCACCGCCUCCAGGAGGCAGCAACAGGAGGAGGCAGGUUCACUAGGUUGGCCCACCAAGCCCAUGCCAACCUCAGGUCAGCUCUCUUUAGUGUCACGGACUCUGGAAACCCUGAGGAUUCUGAGAGUGGGGCAGUUGGGAGGAAUAUGAGGGAGUCUUGCUGUGAAAUGGAACAGACGGGGAAGAGGCUGGAGAGGCCAGGUUUUUCAAGCAUGGGUAAGAAGAGGGCCACAGACCAGGGCUGUUGUCAACAGAUUGGGUCUCAAGGGGCUGCCCAGAUAGACUCCGAGGAGGCAGAUGGUUGCAAGGGCUGUAUUGUACCUGGGGAAAUCAACAGGCCUGAGAGAACUGGGCCUAGUCGAAAAAGGAAACUGCAGGAAACAGUAGAAACCUCCCUUCUCCAUUACCACCAGUUUAAGAGGGACCAAAAGAGGGAAAAAGACUCAUCCCUCACCCAGGACCUGACUCAUUUACAGAAUGCCUCUUGGACCAAAGCCAGGGCUUCUUUCAGUUUCCACAAGAAGAAGAUGGUGACUGCUGUAUCAGAAGUAUGCAGUAGCUACACCGUUGCCAGUUCUCUCUCUGAGUCCCUCAUCUCUGAAUAUCCAAACCCUCCUGUUACGAACAGAACAAAUAGUGCCGUGUCUCCUUGGAACUGCUCUUCCAUGUAUUUGCUAACCCCGUUUAAGACACUACAUGUCACAGACAAAAAGGUAUCAGAUGCUGAAAAGGUUUACGGGGAAUGCAAUCAGGAGGGCCCUAUCCCCUUUAGCAAUUGCCUUUCCACAGAAAAAUUGGAAUGCUGUCAGAAGAUUGGAGAAGGGGUGUUUGGUGAAGUGUUUCAAACAAUUGUUAAUCACACACCUGUUGCCCUAAAAAUCAUUGCUAUUGAAGGACCAGAUUUGGUCAACGGAGCCCAUCAGAAAACUUUUGAGGAAAUUCUGCCGGAGAUCAUCAUCUCCAAAGAGUUGAGCCUUUUGUCUGAUGAGAUACACAACCGUACAGAAGGCUUUAUUGGUUUGAAUUCGGUGCACUGUGUUCAAGGAUCUUACCCUCCCUUGCUCCUCAGAGCCUGGGACCAUUAUAACUCAACUAAAGGGUCUGCAAAUGACCGGCCUGACUUUUUUGAGGAAGACCAGCUCUUCAUUGUGCUGGAAUUUGAGUUUGGAGGGAUUGACUUAGAGCAAAUGAGAACGAAGCUGUCCUCCAUGGCUACUGCAAAGAGCAUUCUACACCAGAUCACAGCAUCCCUCGCAGUGGCCGAGGCAUCCCUGCACUUUGAGCACCGAGACUUACACUGGGGGAAUGUGCUCUUAAAGAAAACCAGCCUCAAAGAGCUCCAGUACACCCUCAACGGGAACACGAGCACUAUCCCCACCCGUGGACUACAAGUCAAUAUCAUUGACUACACCCUGUCACGGUUGGAACGGGAUGGGAUCGUGGUGUUCUGUGACAUUUCCAUGGAUGAGGACCUAUUUACAGGUGAAGGUGACUACCAGUUUGAGAUCUACAGGCUAAUGAGGAAGGAGAACAACAACUGCUGGGGUGAAUAUCACCCUUAUAAUAAUGUGCUCUGGCUCCAUUACCUCACAGAUAAGAUUCUGAAACAGAUGACCUUCAAGAUUAAAUGUAACACCCCCGCCAUGAAGCAAAUGAAGAGAAAGAUCCAGCAUUUCUAUAGGACAAUGCUGAAUUUCAGGUCUGCCACUGACCUGCUCUGCCAACACAGUCUGUUUAAGUAAGUCAGACAUGCCUUACAGGCCCAAACUGAGAGGGUACUGGUCUUAAAGCCCUUGAUGCUGUUUUCAGCCUUCAUCCCCAGAGCAGGGUGGAUUUCCCAUUCUAAAUGUUUCUAAUCAACUUUUCAAACAAGAAUUUUGUUUCCUAGUAGAAACUAAAAUGUUUCUGAAGUUAACAAAUGUUCUUUAAAAAUAAACUAUACAUGGGAACAAGUGAUUACAAUUUAGAAGUCCUCUUUCUGUCAGCAGAGUCCAUUCUAUAAAUGCCUUUCCAUAUAUUCAUUUCUGAGCCUUGACAUUUCAUGUACCUUGAGCUAAAUAAAUAAGUAAAUAAGGAAAGCCAAAGACCUCAACUUUCAUACUGAUGAGAGCCUGUGGCUGUAGGUACCAUAAGGGAACCAUACUACAGAUGAAGAGUCAACUGAGAGUAAAGAGGCUGUAGCAAAGCAGAAAUAGACUGGAGGGAGGAAAGGAAGAUGGUAAAUUUAUAGGGAGAAGUGCAAGAAAUAUCUCAUGUUUAUCAAGCUCAUUUGCCAGUCACAAAGACAAGCAGAAUUUAUCAGUUUCAGAGGGAAAGUAAGUAUCUCCAUGGGUAUUAAAAAGGUUUGAAUUUUUGCUUAUUUUUCACCAAGGGGAGGAAAACAGAAGUGUUGCUUUAAGAGCUGAAUGGUUGAUAUUUCUUGUGAACAUGACUUUGGCAAUGUGUUCCCAGGUUAACUAAACAUGUUUUUACUCCUUUUCUAGAACUCUGGUUUCAUACCGUUGAGAAUCCAUAGUCACUUUGAAAAGAGGUGUGAUCAUGAUAAAGAAAUGCCUCUAAGUACCUGAA